AUGUGGACUACAAAGACAUUUUUAACUAAAACUAAACGCGGUAACAUCUUAAAAAUUGUGAGGGAACAUUAUUUGAGAGAUGACUUGCUCUGUGGCUCAUCUGCUUGCAACAGUUGUCCUCAUAAAGAUGAUGAACUGGUAUUGGAUAUAAAGCCUCAUUCUAUCUGCGCCUUAUUUGAUUACGACCAUUACUUGGUUUUGGAUACCAAUGUUGUUUUACAUCAAAUUGAUGUUUUAGAAGAGGAUGCUUUGACCAAUGUUAUUAUUUUGCAAACGGUUCUUGAAGAAGUGAAGCAUCAAAACACUGCAAUUUUCCAACGUCUAUUAGAAAUCAUAGGGAAGAAGAAUAGAAAGUUUUACUCCUUUGUUAAUGAACAUCAUAAAGACACAUAUGUUGAAAGGAAUCCAGGUGAAAAGCCAAAUGACAGGAAUGAUCGAGCCAUACGUAGAGCUGCUUCAUGGUAUGCUUCCCAUCUGAGUAUUAACAGCUUGGAUGGAAAAUUCCCACAGAUUGUGUUGCUCACUGAUGAUGAAAAAAACCGGGAACUUGCACAGGAGGAGGGGAUUGUUUGCUGCUCAGUCAAGGAUUAUAUAGAAAAUGUGAAUGGCUUUGUUGGUCUUGUGGAUAAAUUGUCAAAGAAUGUCAUUCCGGAAAGUUGCUCAAAGGAUGCAUUGUAUCCAGCGCAUUUGACCCCAACCCAGAUUCACGUCGGUAUUAGGAAUGGAAAAUUAUAUCAGGGAACGUUCCAUGCAUCCCGAGACAAUUUUUUGGAAGGCUCAUGCACUGUUAGCGCCUUAGAGAAACCGAUACUACUUCAAGGCCAUAUUGGCAUUAACAGGGCAGUCGAUGGUGAUAUUGUUGCCAUAGAGCUUUUCCCCAGAGAAGAAUGGAGAAAGCCGAGCGAUAUUGUACUGGAGGAUAAAGCUGAUGAUCCCGGUGACCUUCUGGAGGAAGAAGUAGAACUGCUGUCAACCGCGAAGGCGGACACCAGCGAUGACGAAAUCACCCCCACAGGGAAAGUGGUCGGCAUAAUUAGAAGGAAAUGGCGACAAUACUGCGGUAUAUUAAAACCGAGCAAGUUUCCUGGUGCAACUCGGCACCUGUUCACGCCUGCCGAAAGAAAAAUUCCUCAUGUACGGAUUGAGACACGUCAAAGCGACGUGCUGGCUUCUCAAAGGAUUCUCGUGGCGCUCGAUUCCUGGCCCAGGAACAGUCGAUACCCUCUCGGGCAUUUCGUUCGCUCCCUGGGUCCAAUUGGUGAUAAGGCAGCGGAAAACGAGGUUAUUUUACUGGAGCACGACAUUCCCCAUGCCCGCUUCAGCGAGGCCGUGCUGGCCUGCCUGCCGCCCGAUGACUGGACCAUACCUGAGGAGGAGAUCAGGAGGCGCGUGGACCUGCGCCCCCUGUGCGUGUGCUCCGUGGACCCGCCCGGCUGCACGGACAUCGACGACGCGCUGCACGCGCGCCCCCUGGGCGGCGGCCGCUGCGAGGUGGGCGUGCACAUCGCGGACGUGACGCACUUCGUGAGGCCCGGCACGGCGCUCGACGCGGAGGCCGCCUCGCGCUCCACCACCGUCUACCUGGUCGACAAGAGGAUCGACAUGGUGCCAGAACUGCUCAGUUCAAAUUUGUGCUCGCUCCGCGGCGGCGAGGAGCGGUUGGCUUUUUCCUGCGUAUGGGAAAUGGACGAAAACGCUAACGUCUUAUCCACCAAGUUCCACAAAAGUGUUAUUAAGUCUCGUUCAGCGAUGACGUACGAAGAGGCGCAGUUGAUAAUCGACGACCGUUCCCGUGACGACGAGAUAGCAAACUCCCUCCGACUGCUGAACAAGCUCGCGAAAAAGCUCAAACAGAAGCGCCUUGACAAUGGCGCGCUGUUGUUAGCUUCGCCCGAGAUUCGAUUCCAAGUGGACUCGGAGACGCACGAGCCGGUGGAGGUGCAGGCGAAGAAGAUGCUCGAGACCAACUCGAUGGUGGAGGAGUUCAUGCUGCUGGGCAACGUGAGCGUGGCGCAGCGGCUGGCGGCGGAGUUCCCGCGCUGCGCCCUGCUGCGGCGCCACCCCCCGCCCCCGCCAGCCCACCUGCACCAAUUCCUCAAGGCCGCCGCGCAGCAGGGCUUCGAGUUGGACGUGUCGACGAACAAGGCGUUCUCUAAAUCCCUGGACCUGGCGGUGAUGCCCGAGCGGCCGUUCUUCAAUACGCUGCUCCGCAUCAUGGCGACCCGCUGCAUGCAGCAGGCGGUCUACUUCUCCAGCGGCACCCUCACUCAGGAGGAGUUCUACCACUACGGGCUCGCCUGCCCCAUCUACACGCAUUUCACGUCGCCCAUUCGUCGGUACGCGGACGUGAUGGUGCACCGGCUGCUCGCGGCGAGCGUCGGUGCGGACACGACGCACCCCUCGCUGCUGGACGUGUCGCACGCGCUGCGCCGCUGCGAGAACCUCAACUACCGCCACCGGCAGGCGCAGCACGCCGGCCGCGCCUCCGUCGCGCUCAACACGCACAUUUUGUUCAAGAAUCGUGUCGAAAUCGAAUCGGCAGUCGUGUUGGCGGUGAAACGGAACGCACUCCAAGUGCUCAUACCGAAGUACGGGCUGGAGGGCCCGCUCUACUUGCCCUCGGAUAAGUUUAAAUACAAUGAAGAGGAACAUUUUCAAGUGUGCGACGAUAUCGUGUUAAAGACGUUCGACGAGCUCACUAUUCGUCUCACGCUGGACAGUACCAACUUGCAGCACAGGAAGCUUGUGUUCCAGUUGGUGAAGCCGUUCAUACCGGGCUUCAGUGUCGCUCCAGAUGAUGAGAACACGAAAAUGGACGUGGAAGAGUGCGUUGUAGAUAAAGCUAAAGUAGAUAUUAAGGGAAAGGACGCGAGUAGUAAACCACAGAAGAAACGAAAAGACCCCACUGAUGGUAAAAAUAAAAAAAAGCCCAAGAAA
This is a messenger RNA of Iphiclides podalirius (scarce swallowtail), 2937 nucleotides long. The record is from the annotation of a GenBank genome assembly. NCBI's taxonomy places the organism in Eukaryota, Metazoa, Arthropoda, Insecta, Lepidoptera, Papilionidae.